AUGGCUGAUGAUGACCAUGCUCAAGAAGAAUAUAUGAAUUUGUUGGACAAUAUUCUUCGGACAAAUCCAAAGAAAAAACUCGAGAAACUUUUGCAAAAGGUCGCAGGGAUCAAAAAUAAAAAACCUGCGGUCCCAUCAUCCGGUUCUGGAGACAGUUCUGCUCCAAAACAAUGCAUCAUGUCACAAGCUAUCGGUUGCAAUCAACGCUGCAUUGCUUCAUUAUAUGUUGUUCGGGACAAUUUACUCAGUGCGUUUAUGGCCACAACUGAAAUGCGAGCCAAAAGCAAAUCUGUAAGAGAGAUCGUCGGGCGACAAUUGUCUCAAACUGUUGGCAAUCUGAUAAGCAUGGUUAGCGAAGCUUCAAGCUUGUCUCAGCGCAUAAAUGAGAAUGCCAUGGGAUUACACAUUGCCACCGACUUUCUACGUGAUCCAAAGGAAUUGAGCAUUCUCGACUUUUCAUCGUCAGGACGUAUCCCAAUUUCUCAUUUCAGUUGUAACGAUGCAACAAGCAUGUGCCUAACUUAUCUUCAUAGCGCUGCUGAGAAACUGGCAAAAGAAGAAACAGAGUCAGCUACAGGGUUGUGCUCAUCUUCGCCCUGUCGUAACAACUUUAUCAAGAUUUACACCUCAUUUGAGCAAGCGAUGAAAGAGCUUUGUGACUCCUCGAAUUUUAUCAGUGAAGUCUUCAGAGUUUUGCUGUAUAGCAGUAUAAAAGGGAAGCAAGUUCUUUGUCAAUACAUCGAGAGAUUGAAACCACAAGAGAUCAACGACAUCAUCACAGAGCUCCAAAAUUUGCGAAGACAAUUUGACGAAAUCAACAUUUUACUGGACCGGCUUGGUUGGAGUUUAGCUGAUAUUUGGGGAAGGUGUACUGGUAAAGAAAUUAGGUUUGAAGCCAUCAGAAAGGAAGGAAGCCUAAAACUGAAGAAUUUUGAGGAAAUUGAACGAGAAAAUAGUAAAACUGGAAAAAUUCGUCCAGCCAAGAAACAAGGUCAGCAGAAGAAGAAGGAGAAAACGGUAUCAACCCCAAGAGUAACCUCCUCAGGUGCUCUGCCAGGUUACGACACCAAACGAGUUAAAGAUUCUCAUAAAGCUUUGCCCAACAAAUCCAAGUCACUCUCUGAACCACUUAAUAAAACGAUCAUCAAAAAUGUAAAAUUUAUAUCAAAAUUGGAAAAAGUUUUGGGCAAACAAGAAAAACUUGAUGAAGACAGCAAACCCCAGGUCGUUGCAGACAAAGUCAAAACUCUUCGGAAUUCUAUGUCAAAGAAUUUGCCACCAAAAGUUUCGUCUCGUAAUGAUAACAAAACAAAGAAAUAA
This is a messenger RNA of Folsomia candida, 1320 nucleotides long. RefSeq lists its product as uncharacterized. NCBI's taxonomy places the organism in Eukaryota, Metazoa, Arthropoda, Collembola, Entomobryomorpha, Isotomidae. The record is from RefSeq and is a predicted model, not a curated record. The transcript has 4 exons. Bases 1 to 1320 code for a protein of 439 amino acids.